Molecule: messenger RNA, 1421 nt
Organism: Pyricularia oryzae 70-15
Lineage: Eukaryota; Fungi; Ascomycota; Sordariomycetes; Magnaporthales; Pyriculariaceae
Product: aflatoxin biosynthesis ketoreductase nor-1
Exons: 4
Coding region: 311-1063 (250 amino acids)
Source: RefSeq, a predicted model, not a curated record
UUCCGCUUCUGGUUGCUGCCAUGAAGCUGUGCGGACUUAGCGCAGAUAGAGCACAGCGCGAACAUGCGACGGCUCUUUGUUCUACGAUGUCUGCCUGCAAACAUCGCUGUUGCGAAAUUUGUAUUUGUCAGAAUGUUUUGAUCUAUUGGAUGGAGACUGCCUUUAUCUAGGACUAGUUUCUUUCCCUCUCCAAUCUUGAUCUGUGUGUGAACAGACAUUAAGCAAUUCACAUCUACGCCUAGACUUACGCAACUCUCACAACCACCCCACUAGCAUCACACCCACAGCUCUCAAUCGCCAAAAGAAAAAAAUGUCCAAGUCUACCACUGUCCUUAUCACCGGUGCCAACAAGGGCAUCGGUUUGGGCAUGGCCAAAGCCUACCUCUCCCGCCCCAACCACAUCGUCAUCUGCAGCGUGCGCAGCGCCAAGACCGACGUGACAGACCUCGAAGCCGCCUCCAAGGCCUCGGGCUCCAAGCUCCUGCUGGUGUACAUUGAGAGCACGUCCAAGACCGACCCCGCCAAGGCCGUGGAGGACGUCCAGGCCGCGGGCGUCGACCACCUGGACGUGCUGAUCGCCAACGCGGGCGGCAUGCCCGAGGGCAACAAGCCGCUGCUGGAGCUGGGUCCCGACGAGCUCUGCUGGUCCGUCCAGGUCAACGCGGCCGCGCCGCUGCUGGUGCUGCAGGCCUUCAAGCCGCUGCUGCAAAAGGCCGACGCGCCCCGCUUCGCCGUCAUCUCGUCCACCUCGGGGUCCAUCGAGCACAUGAAGAACAUCCACUCCUUUAUCUUUCCGGGCUAUGGUGCGGCCAAGGCCACGCUCAACUGGCUCACCAUGGGCGUCCAUCUGUCGCAGGAGUGGCUGACAACCCUCGUCAUUCAUCCUGGCCUUGUCCAGAGCGAGCCUGGAAACUGGGUGGCCAAACAGAUCGGCAUGGCCGAGGCCCCGACGACGAUUGAGCAAGCUGCUGAAGGUGUCAUCAAGGCUCUUACGAAUGCCACCCGUGAGUCCGUUGGUGGCAAGUUCUUGAGCACCUCGGAUGGCACAGUCUUGCCCUGGUAGAUGUGAGGGCAAGCGAAGAUAAAUUGCGGUGCAGACCAGUUAGCUUGCACUCACUGAGAAAGGACUUUCCAAGCGAUGUGAUUCCGUCGUAUCCAUAGUUGAGGCGGAAUGUAGAGACAAGGAGUUGUACACCCCGAUAGACAGCAGAUACAUGUACGCUGAUAUAGCUGUGAAUUUCCUUCUGGCCACUGAAUGUAUGCAAGAAAACAUCCUAGGAAUAAAACGAUCAAGACGGCAGACUAAACUGGUUAGCCCAUCAGGAUCAGCAGAUACUGUGAAGUGCUGAUAUUCAUCCAGGCAAGAUACCUUCAUGUAAUGUGCGUUCCAACAUGGCGUGGCUUGAUGAACAGACGCCCAC